AUUUAUUUCAGCCUACUUCAAACAAAUAUGUGCACAUGGAAUGAGCAGUUUUAAACUUGCCUUGAACGGUGUUUAUUGGAUUAAAUGCUAAAAGUUUCAAUGAGACAUGGCUUCAUUGGGAACGAAAGACCAAACGUUUACAUCAUCAAUAACUUCUAUUGGAUCUGAAGAAGACAUAACAAUUUUCUGUCUUCCUUGUGACAGAGAGGGACCUAGGUUUCCUGCACAUGGCUACUGCAUACAAUGCAAAGAACAUCUAUGCGAAUCUUGUUUCAAACACCACAAGAAACAUAAACUGUCAAGACAUCAUACACUCCUGGAUAAAGACAGCAUGCCACAAAGCCAACGCCUUUCUUCAUCAACUAUCCAUACAAGGAUACCUGAUGAUCUUACAAAACCUUGCCAUAAACACGAGAAAGAGAUUAUUAAGUUCUACUGCCACGAUCAUAAAUUGCUACUCUGCAGUGUAUGUAUUACCCUUGAACACCCUGUUACGGCUUGUAAUGUUAACUACAUUCCUGAAAUUUCUGGACAGAUUAUCAACAGCAAAAAUUAUACAGACACGCUGAAAACCAUGGAUACUAUUUCUAAUCAAAGUCAAAAAAUAUCACAGUGUGUGCAGAAACUGACAGCAAAAUCUAAUACUUCAUUAGCAAAUGUAUUAGCAGAAAUCCAGACAUUCAGAGAGAAAAUAAACCAAAGACUAGAUGAACUGGAAAGAAAGGCUGAAGAUGCUGCCAAGUCCAUCCAAAAAGAUAACAAUAUGAGAAUGAAGACGCUCCAAACAGCAUGCGAUGACGUUACCAAAUCUCUGAAGACGUCAAUGGACUCCAUCAAAGAUCUUAACACAUCCAAACAAUCGGACAAACUAUUUGUGAAAUUGAAAGAAGCUGAACAAAUCAUCAAAACCAAGAAGAACACCAUUGAGAAGUUAGCUGUGUUUGACAUAGAGGAAUACAGCUUUCAACCAAAUAAAGCAAUUCCCUUUCUGCUUGAAAAGGAACAGUCUUUAGGGUCAUUGUUACAGAAAACGUUGAAACAUGAAUACUUUCCACCAACCGUUGAUUUAAAAUCCAGAAAGAUUUCAUACCAAGAUGAAAUCUGUGUUAAGACAUCAAAAGACAAAAAGAUUUGCUGGGUGACAGGUAUGACUCUUCUUAAUCCUGCUCUUCUUAUUAUCACUGACCACGACAACAAUUCAGUGAAAAUGAUUGAUACCCGCAGCAAAUCUGUUGCAGGUCAAAUACAGCUAGAUGUUAAUCCUUGGGAUGUCACCUCUGUUACCAGUAAUAAACUUGCUGUCACAUUGCCAAACACACAAACAAUUCAGUUCAUAUCAGCCUUCUCGGACAAACUCGCAAAGAAAAAUACUUUGAAGGUUGAUGGACAAUGCCAAGGCAUAAGUUGUUACCAAGGUAAAAUUGUAGUGACCUUUAGUGAUCCUGCAAAACUUCAGAUCCUUGAUGUUGAUGGCAAUGUGUUGACAAGCGUCUUAGGUCAGAACAUGUUCCGGUACCCUGAGUAUGUCACAGCUAGCAGUAAUGGUAUUUACACAUCUGACUGGGAACUGAAAACUGUUACAAGAUUAAACUGGCAAGGUGAUGUGAUUGGUGGCUAUGGUGGUCUUGGUGAGCCUAGCGGUAUUGCUUUAACAGACGAUGGAACGGUUGUUGUGGGUGACAAUAACAAACAUGUUAUAAAAGAGAUAACAUGUGACUGUUUUCAAGAAAAAAUCAUUUUAAGAGAUAUGAAAUGUGCACGGGCAGUCUGCUGGUGCACUGAACAAAAUGUCUUAUACUUUAGUAGUGAGUCUGUUAAUAAAAACAAUUUCCUUCAAAUCUACAGGAUCUCUUAAUAUACUGUUUAGACUGACUGCGAACAGUAGCAAAUACAAAUCAAAAUAUUUAAUUGCCCAUGGGAAGGAUACUUUGUAUAUAUGUUUUGAUUAUGAUUGUUAUUGUGAAUGCUCAUGUCACACUACUGUACAAAUUUCUCGUCUUGUAUUACUCUUUCUUACAUGCUAGUUUUGAAUAACCUCCCUGUAAAGAAAUUGAUGAAGUUUAUGUUUUUAUCUUUAGCAACCCAAUCCAAUCAAAAUAUGUAUCUUCGUAAUGAACUUUUAACCUUUAGCUUGCUGGCGGCAAAUUAUUCUGUCUUUGCGACCGGUGCAGACCAAGAUCAGCCUGCACGGACACGCAGGCUGAUCAUGGUCUGCACAGUUCGCUAUUCAAUGAAUUUUCAGUGAACAUCCCUUUGAAUAAUAAGUGGUAUUGCCCAAAUUGAAUGAUGCACCAGUCUAUUUUAGAAAUUUAGCAGGCUAAAUGUUAAUGUGGCAGUCCAUCUAUAAAGGUAGAGAGAAAUUACGGAGGCGGUGGGCAAUGACUACUACAUUAAGGGUUAUGUAUCAUUUAAUUAAUUAAAAGUAUGCAAAGUAAUUUUCAAUGUUAUCUUUAGCAUUAACUUGAAAGAAUUUAAAACGGUAUAAAUAUAUACAAUCAUUGCGCGUGGUAAUAAAUACAUUGCAAAGCAUUUAGGUAGAUGUAUCUCAAUACUUUCUACGUGCAAAUGAAGCCUUUUGAAAUUUAGAAUAUUGAGUUGUUUCCCUUAUAAUUAUGCAUGUAUUUGUCACUUUCGAAUAGCAUGAUUAUGUCUGCUGUAUCAUACGCUACUUUUUCAACAGUUAUCAAGCCGGGCUGAUAAUCGGUUAUGAAAAAGCUUAAUAAAACAAUCGCAAUAUAAAUAUUGCUGAACACACAGGUGUUUUAAUGAAUAUAAAUAGAUAGUAAUCCUUUAUCAUUGAUCAAAGAGCAGGCGAAGUG
Molecule: messenger RNA, 2819 nt
Organism: Mercenaria mercenaria
Lineage: Eukaryota; Metazoa; Mollusca; Bivalvia; Venerida; Veneridae
Exons: 2
Coding region: 107-1855 (582 amino acids)
Biological process (GO): positive regulation of DNA-templated transcription
Cellular component (GO): nucleoplasm; chromatin
Molecular function (GO): zinc ion binding; ubiquitin-protein transferase activity
Source: RefSeq, a predicted model, not a curated record